Caenorhabditis remanei is the source of this 666-nucleotide messenger RNA. RefSeq lists its product as uncharacterized. NCBI's taxonomy places the organism in Eukaryota, Metazoa, Nematoda, Chromadorea, Rhabditida, Rhabditidae. Gene Ontology annotation, cellular component: membrane. The coding region runs from base 1 to 666 and encodes 221 amino acids. Gene Ontology annotation, biological process: sensory perception of chemical stimulus. The transcript is spliced from 5 exons. The record is from RefSeq and is a predicted model, not a curated record. Gene Ontology annotation, molecular function: transmembrane signaling receptor activity.
AUGUACAUCCCACCAUUGUGCCCUAUCAUUGGCCCAUAUUUCUACAACCCUUCAGUCUUUCUCCAAUUUCUGUAUGUCAUCAUAAACCAUGCAAGAUUUGCAAAAUCUAUAACUCAAAUUGCAAUGGUGUUGAACAGAAUGACUUGCGUUAUGAUGCCUGCUGGAUACGAUCAUAUGUGGAAGAAACUAACCCCGAUGGUUUGGGUCUCUCUUUUGGUUAUUCCGUUCGGUGGAACAUGGAAUUGUAUAAUUUCCAGGGUGUACAUCGGACCCUUUCGUGGCGGAUUUACUAUGAAUUAUAUAAGAACUGUUGAAUGGGCAGCGGUCUCAUUCUUCCAGUCAAUUUACAUCCUUACUGCAUUACUAUUCACUGUCAUCUGCACCACUGUCACAGUUUACAAGCUUUUUAUGUUAUCCAGACGAAUAAAAUCCGUGGAAAAAUCGUUGUUCCUUUCGAGUAUUCUAAUUUCAAUAAUUUUUCUUCUAGUUGGAGCAACACAGCUAGCUUUCGCAUUCUGCUCUGUUUGUCAAGGUUCACUGCUAUACGUUCUUCAGUUGUUGGCAUUCGACACGUUCACAGUUGGCUCAGCAGUCAUCAUGAUUAUAACUGAUAAGAGACUGCGUUAUUCAGUACUUCCGUGUCUCUGGGGACCGAAGAAAAUUUAA